CAAACCUGUCAUGCAUCUACAAUUGUCAUUGGUUGUUUCAACUUCCAUUUCUUCUCAAUUUGAACAUUCUUCCUUCUUAACCUCACACACUCAUCACCCAAACAACAAUCAAAUCCACACAAUGGUAUCUUGCUUGAAGCCACAAACCAGCAAUGAAGAUGAUUCUGUCAUACUUUUUUCAACUUCUAAUUCUUCCAUUAGUCCUUCUUCAUCUUCUUUCCACCAUUCACCACCACAUUCUUCAUACAAACUUUCCAUCAAAAACCUCACCUAUACUCUGCACCCUUAUAAAACCAUUAUCCCUUUUUCAUUUUCUCACUUGACUCAAAAACCACAUCCUAUAAAUAUACUCAAAUCUGUCUCUUUUGUUGCUCGAACAUCCGAGAUUGUUGCGGUUGUUGGUCCUAGUGGCACCGGAAAAUCAACCCUUUUACGAAUAAUCGCGGGGCGAGUUAAAGACAAAGAUUUCAAUCCAAAAACUAUAUCAAUCAAUGAUCAACCUAUGAGUACUCCAUCUCAUUUAAGAAAAAUUUGUGGCUUUGUUUCCCAAGAAGAUAACUUGCUUCCACUUCUAACAGUGAAAGAAACAUUGCUUUUUAGUGCAAAGUUUAGAUUAAAAGAAAUGACACCAAAAGAAAGAGAAUUGAGAGUAGAAAAUUUAAUGCAUGAGUUAGGACUUUUUCAUGUUCAAGAUAGUUUUGUUGGUGAUGAAGAAAAUAGAGGAGUUUCUGGUGGUGAAAGAAAAAGAGUAUCAAUUGGUGUUGAUAUGAUUCAUAAUCCACCAAUUUUAGUCUUAGAUGAACCAACUUCAGGACUUGAUAGUACUUCAGCUCUUCAUGUGAUUGAGCUUUUGUCAUCAAUGGCUAAAUCAAAACAAAGGAUAGUGAUCCUUUCAAUUCAUCAACCUAGCUAUAGAAUAUUGCAAUAUAUUUCUAAGUUCUUAAUCCUUUCUCAUGGUUCACUUGUUCACAAUGGUAAUUUGGAAUCACUAGAGAGAACCAUAUCCAAUUUAGGAUUUCACAUUCCAUUACAACUUAAUCCUCUUGAAUUUUCAAUGGAAAUUAUACAAAGUUUAGAAGAUUCUCGUAGUUCCGUCGCAGUCGUCGACGAAAAUGAAACUUGUUUCCCAAGUUUCAUGUGGCAAGAAGAAGAAAAGGGUUAUGAAAAGGAAAUUUUUGAAAAUGAUUUUUAUGUGAACAUGAUGGAAAUACUAUUUUUAUGUUCAAGAUUUUGGAAGAUUAUUUAUAGAACAAAACAACUUUUCUUAGCAAGAACAAUGCAAGCAUUAGUUGGUGGAUUUGGUUUAGCAAGUGUUUAUAUAAAAGUAAGAAAAGAUGAAGAUGGAAUUGCAGAAAGAUUAGGUCUUUUUGCAUUUAGUUUAAGUUUUCUUUUAUCUUCAACAGUUGAAGCACUUCCAAUAUAUCUUCAAGAAAGAACUGUUCUUAUGAAAGAAUCAUCAAGAGGAGCUUAUAGAAUCUCUUCUUACAUGAUAGCAAACACUUUUGUUUUUCUUCCUUUUUUGUUUGUUGUUUCAACACUUUUUGCAGUUCCUGUUUAUUGGAUUGUAGGACUUAAUCCUACAAUCACUUCCUUCAUUUUUUUCACUUUUGUGGUUUGGCUUAUUGUGCUCAUGGCAAGUUCUUUAGUACUUUUCUUAAGUUCUGUGUCUCCUGAUUUCAUUUCAGGAAAUUCUCUAAUCUGCACUGUUCUUGGAGCUUUCUUUUUGUUUUCUGGUUAUUUUAUACCAAAAGAGAGUAUUCCAAAAUAUUGGCUUUUUAUGUAUUAUGUGUCACUUUAUAGGUACCCUUUGGAUGCAUUGCUAACAAAUGAGUAUUGGAAUGUUGGAACUGAGUGUUUCUCAUUCUCAAAAGGGUCUAAUUCAUCAAAGUGUUUGAUUACUGGAUUUGAUGUGUUGAAGAGUAGAGGGAUUGAAAAGGAUAAUAGGUGGAUGAAUGUUGGAAUAAUGGUUGGAUUCUUUGUGUUCUAUCGUUUGCUUUGUUGGGUUAUACUUGCUAGAAAAGCAUCCAAGACAACAAUAUAAUUAGAAGUCCCAGCCCAACUGACAAAAAAAUGUUGAAAUUGUUAGGCAGGACGUUAUGAUCGGAGUUCAAACUCCGACUCCUUCACUUAUGUGUAUGAGUUUAUAAUAGUUUUGUCUUUUGUCUAUGUAAAAAAAAAAAAAGAAAUCAAUUUCAAGUUCUUUAGGCUAUUUGUUUGUAUGAGUCAAUAUUUUUAGAUAUUUCAAAAUAGGUCUUUGCUACAUAAAAACAAUCAAUUUCAAGUUCUUUAAGAUAUUGUUUGUAUGAUAUGAUAUUCUAAAGAUAUAUAAUAUUUUAUUU
Molecule: messenger RNA, 2339 nt
Organism: Trifolium pratense (red clover)
Lineage: Eukaryota; Viridiplantae; Streptophyta; Magnoliopsida; Fabales; Fabaceae
Product: ABC transporter G family member 23
Exons: 1
Coding region: 11-2041 (676 amino acids)
Cellular component (GO): membrane
Molecular function (GO): ATP hydrolysis activity; ABC-type transporter activity; ATP binding
Source: RefSeq, a predicted model, not a curated record